GGCGGGGCCAAGCGGGGCCGGCACCGGGAGCGGCACCGGGAGCGGGACCGGGACAGGCACCGGGACCCACGUGCAGCGCACACCGAGAUGUGGCCGCUCCGCCUGGGCAGGACCCUGCAGCGCUGGGGGGCCCGGGUGGGCAGCGGCCCCCGGCGGGCACAGCACGGCCCCGCCGCCGCCGCCGCCCCCGGGCCGUGCCCGGGCUGGAAUUUCUGCAGCCGGGCAGCUCUGGAGGCCCUGGGCUCCUGCCUCAACAACAAAUACUCGGAGGGGUAUCCUGGGAAGAGAGAGCUCAGCAUCCCAAAAUGUGAAACCCAGACCCACAGUAAAGCAGAACAGAACCUGAAACGGUUUGUCCUCACCCUGUGCCUCCCCCGCAGCCUCACCCACGGUUACAUGAGUGACACCAAGAGGAUCUCGGCCACCUCCAUCUUCUUCGAGUCCAUGCCCUACAAGCUUGAUCCCGCCACAGGCCUGAUUGACUACGCGCAGCUGGAGGUGACGGCGCGGCUGUUCCGCCCGCGCCUGGUGAUCGCGGGCACCAGCGCCUACGCGCGCCUCAUCGACUACGGCCGCAUCAGGAGGGUGUGCGAUGAGGUCAAGGCCUACCUGCUGGCCGACAUGGCCCACAUCAGCGGGCUGGUGGCCGCCAAGGCCAUCCCGUCGCCCUUCGAGCACGCCGACGUCGUCACCAGCACCACGCACAAGACCCUGCGUGGCGCCAGGUCGGGGCUGAUCUUCUACCGCAAGGGCGUGCGCUCCGUGGAUAAGAAGACGGGCAAGGAGACCCUCUACGACCUGGAGGACAGGAUCAACUUCUCGGUGUUCCCCUCCCUGCAGGGGGGACCCCACAACCACGCCAUUGCUGCCGUGGCCGUGGCCCUCAAGCAGGCCAGCUCCCCAGCCUUCCGGGAGUACUGCCAGCAGGUGCUGAGGAACGCCAAGGCCAUGGCACAGGCGCUGCUGCAGCGGGGCUACACCCUCGUGUCAGGUGGCACUGACAACCACCUGGUGCUGGUGGACCUGCGGCCCAAGGGCAUCGACGGGGCGCGGGCAGAGCGGGUGCUGGAGCUCGUCUCCAUCACGGCCAACAAGAACACGUGCCCGGGGGACAAGAGUGCCCUGACCCCCGGGGGGCUGCGCCUCGGUGCCCCCGCGCUGACCUCCCGCCAAUUCCGCGAGGAGGAUUUCCACAAGGUCGUGGAGUUCCUCGACGAGGGCAUCGCCCUGGCCUUGGAUGUCAAGAGCAAAACCAGUAAGCUCCAGGACUUCAAGACCUUCCUGCUGCAGGACCCGGAGACGCAGCGGCGCCUGAGCGACCUGCGGCAGCGCGUGGAGACCUUCGCCCGUGCCUUCCCCAUGCCCGGCUUCAGCGACCACUGAGGGGGGCACGCCCCUGCUGCCAGGCUGGGCUCGCUCCUGGGGGGUCACAGAGGGGCUCAGGCCCCCCCUCUGCCUUCCCCC
Molecule: messenger RNA, 1464 nt
Organism: Passer montanus (Eurasian tree sparrow)
Lineage: Eukaryota; Metazoa; Chordata; Aves; Passeriformes; Passeridae
Gene: SHMT2
Product: serine hydroxymethyltransferase 2
Exons: 12
Coding region: 88-1383 (431 amino acids)
Biological process (GO): L-serine catabolic process; regulation of oxidative phosphorylation; folic acid metabolic process
Cellular component (GO): mitochondrial matrix; cytosol; BRISC complex
Molecular function (GO): glycine hydroxymethyltransferase activity; pyridoxal phosphate binding; protein homodimerization activity
Source: RefSeq, a predicted model, not a curated record